Molecule: messenger RNA, 1699 nt
Organism: Arachis stenosperma
Lineage: Eukaryota; Viridiplantae; Streptophyta; Magnoliopsida; Fabales; Fabaceae
Product: serine/arginine-rich splicing factor SR45-like
Exons: 12
Coding region: 116-1372 (418 amino acids)
Biological process (GO): mRNA splicing, via spliceosome
Cellular component (GO): nucleoplasm; cytoplasm; ASAP complex
Molecular function (GO): RNA binding
Source: RefSeq, a predicted model, not a curated record
CGGUUAAAUUCAGUCACUGCUAUCGUGCUAGCCCGACGAGGAGCUAGGGUUUAUCCAGGGUUCCGUCUUCUCUCCAUUUCUCUCUCUCCCGCUUGUUCUUCUGUGUGCCCUAGCAAUGGCGAAACCGGGGCGAGGCCAUCGCUCUCCGCCCUCGGGCUCCGGCUCCUCCUCCCGCUCCCGUUCCUCUUCCCCUUCAGAUUCUCGCUCUUCCUCCCGCUCUCGCUCCCUCUCUCGAUCCCGUUCUCCUUCUCGCUCCAGAUCCUUCUCUUCCUCCUCCUCCUCCCCGUCUCGCUCCUCCCGAAGCCGAAGCCGAAGCCCUCCCCCUCAGCGCCGAAGAAGCUCCCCUGAAGCAGCCAGGCGAGGUCGAUCUCCUCCUCCUCAGUCUAGAAGAGCUUCUCCUCCUCCAAGGAAACCUUCUCCUGUACGUGAAUCACUUGUUCUUCAUGUAGAAAAGCUCAGCAGGAAUGUCAAUGAAGGCCAUUUGAAAGAAAUUUUCAGUAACUUUGGUGAGGUUGUAAGUGUGGAGUUGGCAAUGGACCGAACUGUUAAUCUUCCAAAAGGAUAUGGAUAUGUGCAGUUUAAGACAAGAGCAGAUGCUGAACAAGCUUUAUUGCACAUGGAUGGUGCCCAAAUAGAUGGCAAUGUUGUUAAGGCAAGAUUUACACUACCUCCUAGACAGAAAGUUUCUUCACCACCAAAAGCUGCUGCUGUUGCUCUGAAGAGAGAUGGCCCUAGGACUGAUAAUGCUAGUGCAGAUGUUGAAAAGGACGGGACAAAGCGGCCAAGAGAAUCUCCUCGGAGAAAACCUCCUCCCUCGCCACGAAGAAGAUCUCCUGUGCCUCGAAGAGUUGGAUCUCCAAGACGACCAGAUUCUCCAAUUCGCCGUCGUGCAGAUUCUCCAAUUCGCCGUCGAUUAGACUCUCCUCAUCGUCGUGGAGACACACCUCCUAGGAGGAGGCCUAUAUCCCCUGGGAGAGGCCGUUCUCCAUCUCCACCAAGGCGUCUUAGAUCCCCUGCAAGGGUCUCGCCAAGAAGGUUGCGGGGAAGUCCAGGUCGUAGACGUUCCCCUCCUCCUCUAAGGCGCCGUUCACCGCCUAGACGAGCUCGUAGUCCUCCUAGAAGGUCUCCAAUAAGUCGUAGGCGCAGUCGCUCUCCAAUACGUAGACGCUCACGCUCAAGAUCAUUCUCACCUCGAAGAGGUCGACCACCUGUAAGACGUGGGAGGUCUUCAUCCUACUCUGACUCGCCAAGUCCACGCAAGGUAUCCCGGAGAUCGAAGAGUCGCAGUCGCAGCCCAAGAAGGCCUUUGAGAGGAAGAGGCAGUAGCAACAGCAGCAGCAGCAGUUCACCACCCCCACCUCGCAAACCCUAGAUAUAAUUCGUGUACAUCUGUUGUCUGUUUUUGUUCAUGUAUUUGUCAAGACUUAAUAUUAUGGAAGUUACUCUACCGGCAAUGUCUUUGGGGAUAUGUUUCUAUGACUGUCUACUCUCCAACAGAUGCUUUCUUAUUAGCACUUGAAAAUGUUUUUGGAGAUUUGCUGUUGAAUUAGUUUUCAUUCGGGAACCCUUAGCUGUCAUUUUGAUCCAAAAUGAUGAGUUUCGGAGAUGGGGAUUUCUUGUAUCGAAUGAGUGAAAAUCUAAACUUAAUUGAAUCCUAUUAGAAUUUCAGUGGAAUGCUAUGUCACUGAUAUUUCAGAAA